Messenger RNA from Wyeomyia smithii (pitcher-plant mosquito), 2510 nucleotides. RefSeq names its product ras-specific guanine nucleotide-releasing factor RalGPS1 (gene RalGPS). Gene Ontology annotation, biological process: positive regulation of GTPase activity; Ras protein signal transduction. Gene Ontology annotation, cellular component: plasma membrane. NCBI's taxonomy places the organism in Eukaryota, Metazoa, Arthropoda, Insecta, Diptera, Culicidae. The record is from RefSeq and is a predicted model, not a curated record. The transcript is spliced from 9 exons. Gene Ontology annotation, molecular function: guanyl-nucleotide exchange factor activity. Bases 518 to 2398 code for a protein of 626 amino acids.
CCUCAGAUAAAUAUUCAUUGAUUAUCCAGCCCAGCAUAUUGUUUUUUUUUUUCAACAAAAAAUAUUGUGAAGUGUGUUUACUCGAUUUUAAACAAUUUGGCAAUUUGUGACUAAUUCAAGGUCUCAAUUAUAGAGAGUGAUGUCUAAUAAGUUUAAAACUAAUGAAGUAAUAUGAAAUUCCUUUUUUAAGUGCUAUUAGUAUGAUUCUUUUGCCAUACAAAAUAUGACCGUAAGAUAUUGCUGGUUCGACUUAACAUACAAACAGUGAAACUUAAAAUUGGGGUAAUCCAAUGAAGUUAACGAGCAAAUCGAUAGGAAGGAUAAGCUUUGCAAUAAAAUAACGUUGUAGAGCAUCGUCUAUAUUUUUGAUCGUUAUAUGUAAGGUAACUAUAUAAAUAUCGCCAUAAAUCAAAUUAGGUUCAGCACAUACAAAAUGUUUGAAUGAAAAUACUAGCUUCACUUGUAUUACGGUUACGUGUCUAAAACGGCGGCCACAAUACUGUACAAUGUGAAUGAAAUGAUGCGGUAUUCAGAAAUUACCGGAGAUGUAUCUUCUAACACUAUGCGCUUCCAGGAGUUUUCGCAUGAGAAUUUGUAUUUUGAGAACCUUCGAGAUGAGUCUCCUCAAAGCGAUGUAUCAACGCAGAGUGGAUCAGCAUUUCCUCUUAUUGGAACGCUGGAAAAAGAGGGUGCUGUUACCACCCAACAUACGAAAUACCAGUACCACAAGAAACAUUCUGUAGACUCAAUAAAUCCGAUCGAGUCAAUUAUCGAUCGCAGCAGAGCUACAACAUACAAGCGAUGUUCGACACCUAAUAAAUCGCAGAGUCUACCGCCAAAUUCUAGCAUUGCUAAUAUUGAUUCAAUCAUUAUAAGUUGUUUAGGAGUCGCACCUGAAGAACUGGCGAAUCAAUUAACACUACUUGACUUUCCUGUCUUCACUGCGAUUCAGCCGGAUGAGCUUACGAGUUGUGCAUGGAACAAGAAAAACAAAGCAGAAUUGUCACCAAACGUGGUGGCCUUUACAAAACGUUUUAAUCACACAAUAUUCUGGACUGUACAGGAAGUAUUGAAUGGAAUAUCUGCCAAAGAACGAGCAGAAAUAAUUACACAUUUUAUUAAGGUUGCCAAAUAUCUUCACGAGCUAAACAAUCUUCAUUCCCUAUUUGCAAUUACAUCCGCCUUAAAAAGUGCCAGUGUCUAUAGACUGGAUAAAAGUUGGUCACACGUUUCUAGAAGAGAUAAGCAGCUUUUCGAAAAACUUGCAGAAAUUUUUCACGAUGCUAAUAACUGGGCAUUAUUGAGGGUUUAUCUUGAAAGUUUAAAGCUUCCAUGUAUUCCUUAUUUAGGCUUGUUUUUGACUGAUUUAGUAUAUAUAGACUUAGCUCAUCCUCAUAAAAGUGGUUUGGAACCAGAGCAACGACGAGCUAAAAUGAAUAACAUUUUACGAGUGAUAUCAAAUUACCAAGGAUCAGAUUAUUCUAACAUUCAACCAAUAGCUAAUAUACUCAACUAUUUGAAUUCCGUCCGGUAUAUCGAGGAGCUACAGAACAUCUUUGAGGACGACCAAUACAAAAAGUCGCUUUAUCUGGAACCAUUGAAUUCCCUAUCAACACUACCAAUGGAAGUUAGUAAUAAAAAAAAUGGUUGUGCUAAACCAACGUCGCCUGUUAAUACUGACAUCGGACAAAUUACCCCUUCUUCAUUAGCGUUUUUGAACUUAUCGCCGGCAAAAUCCAGUUCAAUGCGUUUCUCUAAUUCGUCUACGAACACUGCUUCUAAUAGAUUCAUUGGACACAGAAAAUGUCGUAGUUUAGGAACAAAUAUUUUUAACAAAAUAUCGUGUACAAACGUUCAAAAUGCUGAAAAUUCGACACAACCAUCUGAAUCGUUUGUCAAAUCUCGACACUUGCUAGAUGAUUCCGUGAUAGAGAAUAAAGUAUCUACAGAUGCCACUUCAACGGGAAGUUCUGAAGGUGUAAUAGGGUUCGAAAAUGAUGGAGAACUUCUUGGAUUCCAAGGUUGCCUUCGGCGAAAAACUCUCAUGAAACACAGACGCAAAUCUACCGUAUCUUCAUGGAAGCGUUAUUGGGUACAAAUUUGGGCCAAUUCAUUGGUUUAUUUUUCCCCUAAAACAUUCAAAGGGACUGAAAGAAGUGACUACAAACGAGAGCCAGCCAAAAUAUGUAACCUAGAGGGUUGGCACGUUGAAAUGAAAGAUACUGCACAAUGUGACGCAUUCCACUUGGUAAAUCAACAGUUUGGUCACAUCUACAAGUUUCGCACUGGUUCAACGGCCUUAAAUGCGCUUUGGGUGAAAGCUUUAAACGCUGUGAUAUCACAGUUCACCAUAAAAAUCGUCGACAAACCGCCUGUAAAUUUGAUGUCCUUUGAAUAAUAAUGCGCUAUGUAUAAACAAUUUCAAAUUUGGCACUUCAUAACUCGAGAUCUAAUUACGGUUAAACGUGAGCUCUCUAAAACUGUAAAAUUAUAGUAUCGUAAUUUCAAAA